This is a messenger RNA of Pseudopodoces humilis (Tibetan ground-tit), 1253 nucleotides long. RefSeq names its product NPR2 like, GATOR1 complex subunit (gene NPRL2). The record is from RefSeq and is a predicted model, not a curated record. Gene Ontology annotation, molecular function: GTPase activator activity. Gene Ontology annotation, biological process: cellular response to amino acid starvation; positive regulation of autophagy; negative regulation of TORC1 signaling. Gene Ontology annotation, cellular component: vacuolar membrane; GATOR1 complex. Lineage: Eukaryota; Metazoa; Chordata; Aves; Passeriformes; Paridae.
CGGCGGGGCUGGGCUACGGGCUGUGGGCAGCUCCGCGUCCCGCCAUGGGUGGCCGCAUCGAGUGCGUGUUCUUCAGCGAGUUCCACCCCACCCUGGGGCCCAAAAUCACCUACCAGGUCCCCGAGGACUUCAUCUCCCGGGAGCUGUUUGAUACCAUCCAGGUGUAUGUCAUCACGAAGCCCGAGCUGCAGAACAAGCUGAUCACCGUGACGGCCAUGGAGAAGAAGCUGAUCGGCUGCCCUGUGUGCAUCGAGCACAAGAAGUACAGCCGGAAUGCUCUGCUCUUCAACCUGGGCUUUGUGUGCGACGCCAGAGCCAAGGCCUGCGCGCUGGAGCCCAUUGUGAAGAAGCUGGCUGGCUACCUCACCACCCUCGAGCUGGAAAGUGGAUUCAUCUCCAAUGAGGAGAGUAAACAGAAGCUGGUUCCCAUCAUGACCAUCCUGCUGGAGGAGCUGAAUGCCAAAGGGAAGUGCACACUGCCCAUAGAUGAGUCAAACACCAUCCACCUGAAGGUGAUUGAGCAGCGCCCAGACCCCCCCAUCGUGCAGGAGUACGAUGUCCCUGUCUUCACCCAAGACAAGGAUGACUUCUUCAACUCCCAGUGGGAUCUCACCACACAGCAGAUCCUGCCCUACAUUGAUGGAUUUCGGCACGUCCAGAAGAUUUCGGCAGAAGCCGAUGUGGAGCUGAACUUGGUGCGCAUCGCUGUGCAGAACCUGCUGUACUACGGGGUUGUCACACUUGUCUCCAUACUCCAGUACUCCAAUGUCUACUGCACCACGCCAAAGGUCCAGGACCUAGUGGAUGACAAGUGCCUUCAGGAAGAGUGUCUGUCCUAUGUCACCAAACAAGGGCACAAACGAGCCAGCCUCAGGGACGUCUUCCAGCUGUAUUGUGGGCUGAGCCCUGGCACCACCGUGCGAGACCUCAUCUCCCGCUACACCCUGCAGCUCCAGAGGGUGGAUGAGAGGAGACUUAUCCAGUUUGGUUUGAUGAAGGGCCUUAUCCGGCGGCUCCAGAAAUACCCAGUCAAGGUGGCCCGGGACGAGCGGAGCCACCCAGCCCGGCUGUACACGGGCUGCCACAGCUACGACGAGAUCUGCUGCAAGACCGGCAUGAGUUACAAGGAGCUGGAUGAGCGCCUGGAGAACGACCCCAACAUCAUCGUGUGCUGGAAGUGACGCAGCGAUGGCCCUCAUUAGAGCUGUGUCCCCCUGCGUCCCCCGUUGUCCCCCGCCCCGGUGUCCCCGGAG